GAGAAAUCGCUCACCACGCUCAUCAUGCAUACAUUCUCAGGACCAAACCCCAUUCCUACCGAGGUCAUCAUCAACAUAUUCGGGGAACUUUCUCUCCCGGAUGCGCUCCACUUGGCCGCGACUUGCCGUCGGCUGCGCCAGGUCUUGAGUGAACAUACGCCUACCAUUUACAAACGCCUACGCAGAAAGAUCCCAUGUGAGCGCUACGCAAGAGUCCUACUAGCAGAUCAAGGAGGCCUGGCACUUUAUUCUUCUUCAGUGACUAUUCGGGAUCUUUUACGAUUGAGACGCAACUCUCGUAUGGUGGAGAAAGCAAUCGAGCUGUUUGAUCGUGAUAUUACCCCAAAUAUUCGGAUCCCUCUCACGAGCAUCGAUGACGAAUUCUACGGAGGAAAACCACGUCCGUUGCAUUUACUUCCAUCAGAACGUCAUCGGUUCACUCGAAGCUACUACCAAUUUUGGAGUCUUUUACUUCUCGAUCGACCAUCUCGACAACAGCGAUAUCAGAGGAUGUUGCUCAAGCACCUAUACAUGGUAUAUGAAAUGGUUGAUCUGAACCAGCUAAUUGGCGAUGAAUUGGUAUCUUCCUUUGCUGAUGAGAAACGAUGCGAACUCUCUCAAGAACUAACCGACUAUCUCCAUUAUCUCUACUAUGAUAUUCAUGGAGUUGACUACAUCAAUUUCUCAGGGCACAGCAUUUCUAUGCGUACGCGAGGUCAUGCAGCUAUAUGGGAUCAUUGCCAGCCUGAUUUCAAGAAAAUCGUUUGCUACCAGUGGCGAGAUCCAGAGAAGAAACCUGUCAAGGAGGAAGAGGUGUGGGAGCAUACAACUGAUGAGGAAUGAAUUCAUGUUUCGAUUGUUCGGAUGGUUGCCAAUCUAGGAGCUGUUAGAGGUACCUAGGACUUUCAACAAUUUAGCCGCACUUCCUAGCCUAGCUCGUAUGUUCCUCAAAGGCUAU
Molecule: messenger RNA, 958 nt
Organism: Aspergillus ibericus CBS 121593
Lineage: Eukaryota; Fungi; Ascomycota; Eurotiomycetes; Eurotiales; Aspergillaceae
Product: F-box protein
Exons: 2
Coding region: 25-843 (272 amino acids)
Molecular function (GO): protein binding
Source: RefSeq, a predicted model, not a curated record